Messenger RNA from Rhagoletis zephyria (snowberry fruit fly), 1698 nucleotides. RefSeq names its product Fatty acid 2-hydroxylase (gene Fa2h). Gene Ontology annotation, cellular component: endoplasmic reticulum; membrane. Gene Ontology annotation, molecular function: heme binding; fatty acid 2-hydroxylase activity; iron ion binding. Gene Ontology annotation, biological process: fatty acid metabolic process; lipid biosynthetic process. NCBI's taxonomy places the organism in Eukaryota, Metazoa, Arthropoda, Insecta, Diptera, Tephritidae. The record is from RefSeq and is a predicted model, not a curated record.
AUGCAAACAAUUGUAUCGGAUCUUACACCGCCAACAACUGUAGUAACACGUGUCGCUGUUACAGCCACCACCUCAUCACCUGCAGCAACAGACACACAAACAAAGUUGGUGGCAAAUGGGAAAUUCGUCCAAAUCGGCCAAUACGAACAAAACAGUGAAGAGGAAAAUGACAAAUAUGAGAAAAGUGACUCUAGGGAAAGCGCUGAGGAGCAACGAUUUAUCGUUAAAUACCGACAAAGUUAUUAUGAUAUAACACGUUUCUUGAAAAAUCAUCCAGGUGGCAUAAAUACGUUGCGUGGUCUCAACAAUGGCGAUAUGACAACACGUUUCCUACACGCGCCCCCACACUCCGAUGCUGCCAUGUACCUGAUGAAAGAAUACAAACUAAAAUCAGCAUAUUUACAAAAUGACACCAAGCGAGAGCAAAAUCUGCAUCAAAGACAACAGAGGGUGCAUAAUGUUGAUCUGAUUGUAGCUGAUGAUGACGUGCAACAGCACCCAGUGUUUGAAGCAAGCGCGAGGGCGAAUGGUAUUGAAUUGAUUGCGAAUGCUUUGCAAGAAGAUAAAAACAAUAAUCAGCUGGAUGAAAGUAUGGAGCAUCUGGUGGACUGGUCAAAGGCCAUGCUGCCACAAAUAUCGCAAAUUACCCGCCAUUAUGACGAAUGGGUUCAUAGGCCAGUCGACAGACCAUUGCGUCUCUUCGGACCAUCAUAUUUGGAGAUGUUUACAAAAACGCCUUGGUGGGUUAUACCGCUUUUUUGGAUACCCGUUAUCUGCAAAUGUAUUUGGGAUGAGUUCUCACAAAAUUGGAGCGCACCUAGCACAAGCACCCUAUUAUGCAUCUUGUUUACAGCCGGCAUACUUUUCUGGACUUUGCUUGAAUAUAUUCUGCAUAGAUUUGUAUUCCACAUGAAGGUGACCGCCAAUUCCAAUCCAUGGUUAUGCACAUUUCAUUUCAUGAUACAUGGUCUACAUCAUAAAGUGCCUUUCGAUUCGAAACGUCUUGUCUUUCCGCCACUGCCAGGUGUCAUUAUUGCCACUAUCAUAUAUACACCUAUCAGUUUCUUAUUGCCCCAUCCACGUGCUGUGUUGGCCGGUGCACUCUUCGGAUAUCUGUGCUAUGAUCUGAUGCACUAUUACCUCCACUAUGGAAAUCCUUCAUUGCAGCACACACGCUUCAUGUACGAUAUGAAACGGUAUCACUAUCAGCACCAUUUCGCACAUCAGGAUAUGGGCUAUGGCAUCAGUAGUCCUUUUUGGGAUGCCGUAUUUAAUACUCGAAUACGUUUGCGAAAACUGCGAUUCCCAUUGCGUUGGCGGUAAUUGCAGUCAAAUAAUUGGUGAACCAAAAACUAAUUAAUUUGAUUCCUAAUAUUGGCUUAUGAACAAUGUUUUUUUUUUUUUGUAAUGAUAGUAUUUACUUUUCAUAUGUAAAACAUUACCAAAGAAGAAACCUAUACGGAGGGAACAUUCCUUAAAUAUAAAUAGUAUAUAUCUAGAUACAUACAUAUGUACAAACAUAUGUUUACUAAUAAGACACAUGCUGAGACAAUGCGUUAAUCUAGUAUUACUGAGUUUAAUAACAAAGUAAUUAUGAACUGCUUUAAAACUAUUGAAAUCAUCAUCACUUUGUUCUUUGUUUAUUACUUAGUGCUAAGCAUAAAAUAAAAACUGUAUUUUCUGAUGCAUAUUUUUUUU